AUGCCAAACUCAGAAUCCAUCCCAAGACUCCUCAACUCAUUUACCGACAAAUGGUCUCCGCGCCUCGUCGCUGCAAUUAACGACCACCACGUCAAAGUUGCCAAAAUAGAUGGCGAAUUCAUCUGGCACGCACAUCCGAAUUCGGACGAACUUUUUUAUCUGCUUGAAGGCAAAUUGACCAUCGAGCUCGAGGGCCAGGAUGACGUUGUGAUGCAGGUUGGGGAC
Molecule: messenger RNA, 225 nt
Organism: Trichoderma atroviride IMI 206040
Lineage: Eukaryota; Fungi; Ascomycota; Sordariomycetes; Hypocreales; Hypocreaceae
Molecular function (GO): manganese ion binding
Source: RefSeq, a predicted model, not a curated record